AAUUUUCAAGGAGUGAUUUGACAUCAUUGUUUGACUGGAAUCUAUGAAGCAAUUUACAGAGUACCAGCCAGCGUCUUGGGAAAGUGGUACCAGCUUUGCCAGACGCUAAAACUCAAAUUCGCGGCUAUUUUAGUAAUUAGCCCCGACUCUUCCGCUACUCAAAUCCCUCGAAACUACAUCUCCCAGCAUGCUCUGAAGCUGGUCUGACUUCAUCUCAAAUGGCCCCGUAGGGCAACAAUGGUUAGUUUUGACUGUGCUUAUUUGUGCUAUAAAAUAUCGAUCCUAAUUGGCAGCUAUUUGGGCUUUUAUAUCUGCCGACCUCCGUUUUUGAACUGUAGUCACUAAAUGUAGGGGUUCUGGCCUGAGAAGGCCCAUGCAUUUCUUCAAUUGGAUGGGGAGCAGGGACAGUGUCACCGGCGAUCUUGAAACUAGGAGGGAAUGUUGACCAGGGAGCACCGCUGCGGCCGAUCAGAGGAGCAGGAACCGGAGCCCGGGCUGAGCCCGAAAAAAGCCGGAAUCGGACGGUGGCUCCGGAACGGCUGUAAGUGGAAGAUGGAGGAGCCGGAGGAACCGGCGGACGGUGGGCAGUCGCUGCCCCCGGUUUACAUUUACAGUCCCGAGUAUGUUAGCAUGUGCGACUCCCUGGCCAAAGUCCCCAAACGGGCCAGUAUGGUACAUUCCUUGAUUGAAGCAUAUGCACUGCAUAAGCAAAUGAGGAUAGUUAAACCCAAAGUGGCCUCCAUGGAGGAGAUGGCCACUUUCCACACUGAUGCCUAUCUGCAGCAUCUCCAGAAGGUCAGCCAAGAAGGAGAUGAUGAUCAUCCAGACUCCAUAGAAUAUGGACUAGGUUAUGACUGCCCAGCCACUGAAGGAAUAUUUGACUAUGCAGCAGCUGUAGGAGGGGCUACAAUCACAGCUGCCCAGUGCCUAAUUGAUGGAAUGUGCAAAGUAGCGAUCAACUGGUCUGGAGGGUGGCAUCAUGCAAAGAAAGAUGAAGCAUCUGGUUUUUGUUAUCUCAAUGAUGCUGUCCUGGGAAUAUUACGAUUACGACGGAAAUUUGACCGUAUUCUCUAUGUGGAUUUGGAUCUGCACCACGGAGAUGGUGUAGAAGAUGCCUUCAGUUUCACCUCCAAAGUCAUGACGGUGUCCCUGCACAAAUUCUCCCCAGGAUUUUUCCCAGGAACAGGUGAUGUGUCUGAUGUCGGCCUAGGGAAGGGACGGUACUACAGUGUAAAUGUGCCCAUUCAGGAUGGCAUACAGGAUGAGAAGUAUUACCACAUCUGCGAAAGUGUACUAAAGGAGGUGUACAUAGCCUUUAAUCCCAAAGCAGUGGUCUUACAGCUGGGAGCUGAUACAAUAGCUGGGGAUCCCAUGUGCUCCUUUAACAUGACUCCAGUGGGAAUUGGCAAGUGUCUUAAGUACAUCCUUCAGUGGCAAUUGGCAACGCUCAUUUUGGGAGGAGGAGGCUAUAACCUUGCCAACACGGCUCGAUGCUGGACAUACUUGACCGGGGUCAUCCUAGGGAAAACACUAUCCUCUGAGAUCCCAGAUCAUGAGGUGUUGGAAGACAUAGUUGAAGAAAUCUCUAAGAAAACAAUUAAUAGGUAGAGAGAUGAGAAAUUGAAAAGAGAAAAAUAUGAAAAUUAAACAAUUAAUCCAUGAGGUCCAACAUCCAAUAAAAAUAAUUCCUGAGAAGAAAAUUAAGGAGAGGAAAUUAUCAAAGAAAUAAUAAAAGAAAAUCUCCCCCAAACCUAAGGACAUAAAUUUCCAGACUGAUAGGGCCCACUGGUUGCCCAGCACCAUAAAGGAAAAACAGAUCUCAAGUCAUAUUAUAAAACUUUAGAGCAAAGGGGAAAAGAAAGUAUUCUAAAAGCUAUAAAGCUUCUAGGGAGAAAAAUUUGGGGUCACACAAAAAGGUUCUAAAAUCAGCAUGGCUUUGGACUUCUUAUCAACAAUAUUGAAAGCUUGAAGACAUUGGGCCUUGAAUUCUAUAUGCAGCCAAACUACCAAUCAAUUGCAAGGAUAGAAUACAGACAUUUUCAGGCAUGCAAGUUCAGGAAUCUUGGAGUAGGUACCCAACAAAAUGAGGGCAGUAAAUCCAGAAAGCAGAAGACAUAUGAUCCAGGAAACAGAGGAUCCAAUGCAGGAGAGAACAGCAGGGAUUUUUCAGGAUGGUAGUGAGGAGAAGGUCCCAUAUACCAGCUGUACAUAGGCCUAGAAAUCAAACAGUCCAAAUUGGAGAGCUUCAAGGGAAAGGUUCUGAGGAGAAGAUGGAAUUCACAGAUUGCCUGGUGUGGUUGACAAUACUGAGAAGAAUAUUACAGUUUUGUCAAAGAGUGUGGCAUGAGUUAGUGAUAAAGACAUAGGAAUUGAUACACAUUAAGGAUAAGUACAUAGAAAGCUAAACAACAUAUAUAAGGUGAGGUAAUUAUUAAUUCCAGGAAAAAAAUUUCCAGGGAAGGAAAAGUAGCCAUACUAUAUAGCAGCUGGCUCAGCUGUGUACAGUAUUUGUUGUCACCAUAACUUUAAACACUGAAUGUUAAUUUGGCCAACAAUUCUGAGAUAAUUAAAUGUGCAGUAUGAGACAAAGUGAAAUGUGUGUGUAGAUGGAUGCGGGAGAUAGUAGUAGGACUCAAUUAUACUCUUUCAUAGAAGGAAGUCAGUAGAGCGUAUCAAAUAUUGAAAAACAACUACCAAUCUUCUCAUUUUAUUUGAAUAUAUACAGGGAAAUACUAGAAGUGACUAAAAGAAUGAAAUAUGGCUGUUUGUUGGAAGUAGAAAUUGGAAAUGUGAAGGGUUAAGUUAGAGAACUACUGUGUGUCAUCGUAAGACUUAGGUAAUGUUUGACUUUGUAAACUAUGUGCAUGUUAUUAAACUAUUACUUUGAUCAAAAUACAAAUGAAAUAAAUAAAAGUUAAGGGUCAUAUCAAGAUGUACCAUGUAAUCCUAGUUCAAAUGCAAUGCCCCCUGGGAUAAACUGUUAAAGGAAAAUAACAGCUCAUGGUAAAAGUAAAAAGAUACCUAGCUUUUUAAUGGUAGGAGAGCUUUAUGGCAUUUUUACUUGCCCUUGUCCUACUCCCAUCCCAACUGGGCAGCACUCUCAAAAAUAUGUUCCUAGCGUAGGACCCUGGACCAUGGUUCAAGAGGGAAGAGAGUAGACCUUAUUUGAAAAUUACUGUGUAGAUCUAUUCUAACCUGUCAGGGGCUACCUGAAUGACAGAUGCAGGGUACUCAUCUCUGUUACACCUAACUUGAAACCCAACUAGGUCAUAAAAGUGGUGAGCAUUGCUUGAAAACAUCAUAAUGUAGAUGAACAACCCACAGAUUCCUGAGGCAAAAUAUUGCAGUUUAGACAUAAAAUAGACAACCUAAGGCCUGGGAGGAAAAGCCAGAGAGAGUGUUUCUUUGGAAAAUGAAGGCAGUCAAAAGCACCUGUGUAUAUGGGGAAAUGCCCAGGGCACAUAGCAUGCUCAGAAAAGACCUGAGAGGACCUUAAAAACUGGAAGAGGUGUUUUUUGUCAUUUUUUAAAACUCCUGACAUUCAAGGAAAUCUCUGUCAAAAUGCUAGCAAUUCACUAGAAGCUUCAGGCACAAGAUCAGUGAACUUGAAGAUAGGACGAUUGAAAUUACCCAGUCCAAGGGACAGAAAGAAAAAAGAAUGAAGAAAGGAGAACAGAGCCUAAGGGACCCAUGGGACACCAUUAUGGGAGUCCCAGAAGAAAAAGAGAGAGAAAGUCAGAAAGAAUGUUUAAAGAAAUAAAGGCCGAAAGCUUCCCAAAUUUGAUGAAAGACAUUAUCUACACAUCCAAGAAGCUCAAUGAAUUCCAAGGAGGAUAGAUGCAAAGAGAUCCACACCAACACUCAUUACAAUUAAACUCUUGAAAGACAAACAGAGAAUCUUGAAAGCAGCAAAAGAGAAGCAACUAGUCACAUACAAGGGGUCCUCAAUAAGAUUAACAGCUGAUUUCUCAUCAGAGACCAUGGAGACCAGAAGGUGGUUGGAUGACAAAUUUAAAGCACUGAAAGAAAAAAAACUGUCAACUAAGAAUUCUAUGUUCAGCAAAGUUCUUCUUCAAACUUGAGGGAGAAAUUAAGACAUUCCCAGAUAAACAAAAGUUGAGGAAGUUUGUUAACACUAGACCUACCUGAGAAAAAAUGGGGCAAAAAGAAGUCCUUCAAGUUGAAAUGAAAGGACACUAGACAAUAAUGUGAAGCUAUAUGAAGAAAUAAAGUUCUCCAGUAAAGAGAACUACAUGGGCAAACAUAAAAACUAGUAUUGCAUUUUUGGUUUGUAACUCCACUCUUUCUUUCCUACAUGACAUAAAAGACAAAUGCAUAAAAAUAAUUAUAAAUCUGUUAUUGGGCACACAAUAUCUAAAGAUGUAAUUUGUGACAACAACAACAUAAGGAAGGG
Messenger RNA from Kogia breviceps (pygmy sperm whale), 4414 nucleotides. Lineage: Eukaryota; Metazoa; Chordata; Mammalia; Artiodactyla; Physeteridae. The record is from RefSeq and is a predicted model, not a curated record.